Mesorhabditis spiculigera is the source of this 2187-nucleotide messenger RNA. The record is from the annotation of a GenBank genome assembly. Lineage: Eukaryota; Metazoa; Nematoda; Chromadorea; Rhabditida; Rhabditidae.
AUGGAGUCCGACUUCCGCUCUGAAACCGAGGCCGCCCCGGAGCGCGACCACGAUCAAAGCACAAUCGAUGAAAAACCAAAGAAGAAGGCCUGCCCGUGGCCGAUCAUCCUUGGUAUUGGAGGGAUUGUGCUUCUUUUGCUGACCGCCUUCGUCUCUUUCAAAUUGGGCCAACAAUCGGCACCGGAAUUCGAGGAGCAUGGAGCGCCGCUCUGCGCUCAAAAUUCUUCGGGACAUGGAAUUCCGGAGUCCACCACGGCCGAAAAUUUGUGCACGACCAAGGGAUGUACAGAAGCCGCCAGCUUGAUCAUCGAAAACAUGAACCCGGCCCUCGACCCGUGCGAGGAUUUCCACGAGUACGCCUGUGGGGGUUGGAAUCAGAAACGCGCCGACUUCUUGCUGAACAGCCUCUUCGACACGUUGAACCAGCAACUUUUGAACCUGAUCAUCAACGACAAGUCGGGAAUGGUGGCCGUCGAGAAGGCAAAUGCGUUUUAUGGGAACUGCAAAGCGCUGCGUGCCGAGAAUUUCAACUCCGACCUGAAGAAGUACGUCUUCUGGUUGGGCGAGGUACCGCUGAUCCGGCAGAAGCUGAUGGAGGGAUUGAGUAUGCCGACAAUCACCAGAACUGUCCUCAUGACGACCCUAAAUGCCUUCGUUUUGCUCCCUCCCCCUGACACACGCCCACCAAAUACCUUCCUACGCGUCGAGGCCACCAUUGGGCCAAAGAUUAAGCUUGCGUUCAACGAGCCGGCGCCCAUUUUUUCGGCGGUCUGGACAACAAGGCGGACAUCAAGGCCGAGGUGGAAAAGGCCCGAGUACACCCGUGAGAGUAAUAUUGACGGUCUUGUGGCCUUCUACAUGAAGCUGCAUGAGGUGUUCACCAAGAAGCUCCAGAACAACGAAGCUACCCAUACGAUCGGCCAAUUACAGGAGAUGGCGCUGAUGUACGACUGGCUGUACUUUAUCAGUUGGCAUCUGCCAAACUACGAGCUGCAGAUUAUCCGCCAGACGCAGAUUACGUUCACGCAGGAGUACGAUUUGGCAGCCCUGUCCAAAGUCUUGGUUGACUUUCCACGUAGCGACGUCCAGAACUUCUUCUUUUUGAACUGGGCCCGCCAUCUAAAGGAGCGAUUCGACACUCGUGCUAAGAUCGGAUGCGAAAAACGACUCCUCUUCUACUUCACAAAACUCACUGAACACCUCGCCAUCGACACGAUCAGAUUCAGAAGUGAUGUUGAAGACGUGAAGGUUCUGGGCCAGGAGAUGCGCGAGGGUUUCCAGCGAGUGUUCGACGAGAACACGUGGCUGGAUGCGGAGACGAAGGCCCAGCUAAAGAAACGCCUCGACGACCUCAAGGAGUUUUAUGGGUACAAUGAGCAUGCGCUGGAUCGGAAUACAAUCGAGGGAUUCUACGAGACGCUCCCGAUCCCCGAGGAAUGGAACCUUCUGACGAUGAUGCAAUUCGAAGAGAGUGCUGCGUGGUUCGUCAUGCAUAUGGACCUGAAAAGCAUCUUCGGCCUGGAGGCGGCUAUGCCCUUCAAAGCCGCGAAUUGGGACAACAAGCUGAUUGUUGUUUCCCUUGGCAUGAUCGGCGCUCCGUUGUACAACCCGAACUGGCCGCUCGAGUUCCAGUACGGCGGGCUCGGUUUGAUCAUCGUACACGAAAUGACGCACUCGUUCGAGGAUCGAAGCGAUCUACCACCGGGCAAUGUUGGCAACGACACCGACGAGUUCUUGGAAAAAACCAAGUGCUUCGAAGACCAAUUCGGGAACAUCAUCUACGAGAACCCACGCUUCAACAUCACCGCCAAGGCCAACGGUCAAAAGCAACGCUUUGAAGCUCUCCCCGACAACAAUGGCAUCCGCAUCGCUUCACGGGCCUACCUUGAGAAACGCCAGAAGCUCUACGGCCGGAACCCACCGAAAUUGCCUGGCCUUCAGGAGUUCACCAAUGAUCAGCUGUUCUACUUGGCGGUCGGCCAGAUGUAUUGCGGGCGCCAGCCGACGAUCUAUCCGAAUCAGACCCCAGCAGAACGUGCCUGGCUUGACGCUCAACACCCGGUGCCAAAUGUUCGCCUUAACGGGCUCUUACAAAAUUUCAAACCGUUCGCAACGGCCUUCAAGUGCAAGCUGAAUUCGACGAUGAACCCGAUGCGCGAAUGCCGCGUCUACCGCCACCGCAUCCAC